ACAUAAAAACCGAUAAAAAUCAUUAUUUUGUUGGUAUGUUUGAGUUUCCACAGAAAUAAACCAGUGUGACAAUUUAAUUUAGUACAAUUAGACAUUUACUCUUUUACUGCUAUUAUUGCCGUUUCUACACUUUACAAGAUUUUUCACUAUUGCUUAUUAGUUUGGCGACAGUGCUACCCCCAGUUCCAGCUGUCAGCUGUCUGGGAUAAACGACCGUUGGGCAUCUAACUAAUAUUCUCCAUUUUCGGUCCAAUUCAUCGUCGAAUUUUGCGGGAAAAUCAGUGCACUCUCAUUUAGUGGCAAUCGCUCUGCCAUUUCUUCAGCCUGAUACUCAACAUGGCCACAUUCAGAAUCCACGAAGAUCAGGAAAACCGUGGAAGUAAGCUGGGGGAUCUACGCGUGGAUAAUGGAGGGAAUCAGAAACGAACCGUUUUGGGAGUGUUGGCCGACAACAAAAGGGUAAACGGAAAGGAAAAUAAGGAAAAACAGCCAUUUGCGCCCACAAACCUUAAGGGAUUAAAUAACGCUCAAAACAAAGAAAACAAAUGGGAGAACAGCAAAAAAGAAAACAAUCGUAAAAAUAUCGUAAAUCCGAUAAUUCCAGUUGCCCAAUUCGAAGCAUUCAAAGUUUACGAAGAUGCAGCUUAUGAGUCAAAACUUGAAAAGUUUGAAGAGCGAGUUAGGGCCAGAAGUACAUCUAAUGUAUACAAAGGCACUGCAGAAGAUCGUUUUGUCACUAAAAGAGAGGUGGCUGAAAUGGAAAGAAAGGGUCUCAUUCCAAAACAGGUUCCGAAGCGUGAGCUCAGCCCGAUUCCAAGUCCCAUGAGCCUUGAGAAAGACUAUGAUGAAAAUAACUAUAGCGAAGAACUUCUUAAGAAAAACCUUCUGGAUGAUAACUUUUACAAUGUGGAGGAAUAUAUCGUCGAUAUCUACCGAUAUUUGAGAGAACACGAACUUCGUAAUCGCGCGAAGCCCACUUACAUGAAGAAACAGCCGGAUGUUACCGCGUCAAUGAGAUCCAUUCUCGUCGAUUGGUUGGUUGAAGUAGCCGAAGAGUACAAACUCCACACCGAAACCCUCUACUUAUCAGUCAAUUACGUAGAUCGUUUUCUCAGUUACAUGUCUGUAGUCAGAGGCAAGUUGCAGCUUGUGGGAACAGCAGCAAUGUUUUUAGCGUCAAAAUAUGAAGAAGUCUAUCCUCCAGAUAUUAGCGAAUUUGUUUACAUCACCGAUGACACAUACACUAAAAGACAAGUUAUUCGAAUGGAAUAUCUUAUCGUAAAAGUACUGGGAUUCGAUCUGUCGGUGCCCACUCCGUUUGCACUGAUCACUGCGAUGUGUACCAUGAAUAAUAUUUCUGAAAAACCCAAAUUCUUGGCAAUGUACCUUUGUGAGCUCUCUAUGCUUGAAGGGGAAACGUACCUCUGUUUCUUGCCUAGUCAACUCUCUGCCAGUGCAAUUGCCAUCGCCCACCACACUUUGGAACUUCCAAUGUGGCCCACGGAAAUCGCCGAAGGUAUCGGUUACCAACUAUCUGAGCUGCAAGAAUGUAUGAGUUUCUUAUACAAAGUUUUCGUUAAGGCUCCAAAUCAUCCGCAGCACUCAAUUCAGGACAAGUACAAAUCAGCGAAAUAUCUACAAGUUUCUCAAAUAGCCGCUCCAGCAGCCGACAGUAUAAACGCUGCUUUGGGAGAGGAUUUGAAUCUGAACCUGUCGGAGAAGAGUGACUCGUAAGGUCUCACAUCAGCUAUUAAUAAAAUAAUAUUGUUUCCUUAAAUUUCUCGUGUUGAUCUGCUUUUGAUACUUACUUGACUAAACGGAACUAGACAAGUGCCUUGCAGUGACAGUAGCAACUCGAAUUAAUUUGUGCUUAGCCAACUGUUAAUUACAAUUUUUAAUACAAUAUCAUUUAUAGCAGAUGUCUUAAAUUAAAUAUCCGACAUUUCUACAACCAAUCCGCUUUAUUUCAAAUUAAUAUACAGACCUAAACAGGUGUUUAAGCACAAUUUAACAUUAGUUAACGUGUAAAUAAUAAGGAUAUUGUUAUGGACAUUGGCCAUUAGGCACCGGCGUGCCAAUUUGAGGGUUGGUGUAUUGCAAAUAUGACCUAUGUUCUUACAUUUAGGAGAAUUAGAACGGAAACAAAAUUCUCACAAAAUGUUUAUUUACUUAUCUAAGAUCAGCAAAGGUCACUAUUUUUCCAAAUUUAUUUGUCUGUAUUUGUUUUAAAUUUUUUAUCUUUUUGUCUAUACAACAGCCCGCAUUAGCUAGACAUUGUGUUUGGUAUAUAGCAACCACAAUGUCUACUUAUCGUCACUAUUAACAAUUAGUUUGUAUGAAAGACUUGAAACUAAACAAGAUAAUUAAAAAGAUCAUCGUUUCAACGAUUGAGUUAGUUGAGCGUUACCUUGAUGAUCUUGAAUUACUGGGAAGUAUAUUUAAUUUUCUGUUUUUCAAAAUCUUACGGGUUAAUCAGUCUCAUGCGUCUUAUUUUAAAUGUUCAUUAUUUGCUCAAUCUUCUCACGGUCGUUUCUCUUGGCGCUAGUGUCUGUUAAUAAUAUUCACUAAUUCAAUUAUUGUGAUAGUUUUUUGAACCCCCCGUAUUGGUUUUAAUAUAUAUAAUAAAACGUAUUGAUCCUGAGUAAAUACUUAAUGACAGAUUAACUUAGAUGACAUGAAAUUGUACAGUCGCCUUAUUUAUAAUUUAUUUUUUAUAUACUUCUUUGGGCAUCACAUUGUAUUGUUUUAGUUUUUAAGGAAUUUUUAAUAUUUUUUUUGCCAUUAUUUGAGCCCCAGUAUAAAUAAGUAAAUUAGAAAAUAUUUUACCAUGCAUACCUUGCAGAUGCUGGCAUGCCCACAUGAGCCAUAUUCUUGUAAAGAAUUUAGUAAAUACAUUUUUUAUAUUUGA
This is a messenger RNA of Dendroctonus ponderosae (mountain pine beetle), 2908 nucleotides long. Its product is annotated as G2/mitotic-specific cyclin-A. The transcript has 8 exons. Lineage: Eukaryota; Metazoa; Arthropoda; Insecta; Coleoptera; Curculionidae. Gene Ontology annotation, biological process: regulation of cyclin-dependent protein serine/threonine kinase activity; mitotic cell cycle phase transition. The record is from RefSeq and is a predicted model, not a curated record. Gene Ontology annotation, cellular component: cyclin A2-CDK2 complex; cytoplasm; nucleus. The coding region runs from base 337 to 1734 and encodes 465 amino acids. Gene Ontology annotation, molecular function: cyclin-dependent protein serine/threonine kinase regulator activity.